CAUUUAAGGAAAAAUUUAUAGAACUAAAUCAAUAGAUAUAAAAUUUCAUUUGUGGAAAAAAGAUAGAUUUUCUGUUCCUCUGUUUCAUUAUUACUUCAUGUGGAAAGUUGUGAAAAAACUCUGUAUUGAAUUAUUUUAUGAGAAAUUGAGUAUUAGGUAUUGAUGUUUAAAAUAGUUUUGUAUUAUUUUUAAAGUACAUGUAUAUUUAAUGGUAUGUUUUGAUGUUUAAGUUUAGUGCUUCAGCGAUGUUUAAACUGUUAAUUUUAUGUUUUAUGUAGUAUAUUUUAUGUAUUUAUUUAUUUAUUUUAUUAAUUUUUUUUUUUUUUUUUUAAUUUUUUUUGAAAAUAUAGUUGAUGUAGAUUUAUUUAUUCAUUAAGAAUUUUAUAGUAAAAGAUGUAGAAAUCAAAAAUGUGCUAUUAAGUAUAUUUAAAGAUGUUAAAUGUUCGACAUUUUUCCAUGAAAUUUUGUUUUGUUACGUUUGAUUUGGAAUAUACUAAGGAACGACUUGUCCAGUACCGGUGCUCCGCAAGCAUGGCGAACAACGAAGAUGACGCUCAAAUCGAAGUGGAAGAUGAUGCCAAUGAAAUCAAGACCAAAAAGCACGAUUCGGGUGCAAGGGAUCUUGAAAAAGUUACAGACUAUGUUGAAGAAAAGGAAAUAUCAGCACAAAGUAUCGGAGACGCAAUGAAAGCAAUGAGUGACAGGAAAACAAAAGAGAGGGCGAAGAAACAGGAAAGGGAACGUGAGCUAGCAAAAGUUAAGAUAAACAAAGAAGAUGUAGACUUAAUUGUGUCGGAAAUGGAAAUAACAAGACAAAUUGCGGAACGGAAAUUACGGGAACACAACGGAGAUGUCGUGGAGGCGUUGGUUGCUUUGACGAACUGAUGUGUGUGAAGCGUUUUUUCUUUCUUUAUUUUCCACUUCAAAUUAUUUGUUCUUUAGUGAAAGCUAGACUAAUGUACCACGGGAGGAUGUGACUAUAGGUUGCAGAUUUCUGAAACGACUGGUCAAACAUUCAAACAGAUGUAUUCACGCAAUUAUAAAUUGUUAAAAUUGUGAUUUAUUCAUGUGUAGACUUGUCUUCUAUUAUUUAUUAAUAUGCAAAAUAAAGCUAGAAAAUGCUGUA
Messenger RNA from Ostrea edulis (European flat oyster), 1126 nucleotides. RefSeq names its product huntingtin-interacting protein K-like. Gene Ontology annotation, biological process: protein stabilization; negative regulation of apoptotic process. The record is from RefSeq and is a predicted model, not a curated record. The transcript has a single exon. The coding region runs from base 433 to 885 and encodes 150 amino acids. NCBI's taxonomy places the organism in Eukaryota, Metazoa, Mollusca, Bivalvia, Ostreida, Ostreidae.